AUGAAUAGACUUGUUGAAUCUGUUGAUUUAUCAACCACGACUCCAGCGUACUAUGCCCCGGCAACAAUUACCCGCACUGGGUCGCUCGUACACGUCUCCGGCUUGCCGGGUGCUAUGAAAGAUGGGCAGGUGCCCACGAAUUACGAGUCUCAAAUUCACCUGGCUUUGCUCAACCUACGAAAAGUCAUCAUUGCCUCUGGAACGACUGUAUCGCACAUCGCAAGUAUUACGCUCUACAUCGUCGACUACGAUGCUACGAAGCGACAACAUGCCCGUCACAUUCAACGGUUCUUGGGGAAGCACCGUCCUGCAAUGACACUUGUUCCUGUGCAGAAGCUGGCAGCUCCAAAUUGGUUGAUCGAGAUCAACGCAGUGGUUGCUCUACCGGAGGUCUCUACGAUUCCACGAAUCAUCCCCUCCGUUCAACAGUCUUAUGAUGUCGUCAUCAUCGGUGCGGGGCUCGCGGGCCUCUCGGCUGCUAAAAGAAUACAGAGCGCCGGCCUUACUUGCGUGGUCUUAGAGGCCCGCGACCGUGUGGGCGGCAAGACCUGGAGCCAGCCGAUGGAGAAUGAGGGUGCUAGUGGAGUGUUCGACCUCGGAGCAGCCUGGAUCAACGAUACCAACCAGAGCAGAAUGUACGAGCUGGCGAAAAAGUACGGCGCCGAGUUGAUUGAACAAAAUACCAGCGGGAAUUGUGUGCUCCAAGAAUUCGACGGCAAAUGUGUUCCCUUUCCGUAUGGGGAGUUGCCCAUGUUCGACGCGUUAACCCGCGACCACUUAGCCCAAAUCCGCGACAUGGUCGAAGCUGAUUGUCAAGCACUGGACACUUUCAGACCCAAAGAUGCUACCCUUGAUUCGCUGACAUUCGAAGCGUAUUUGAAGUCCCGAGGUGCCAAUGACACUGCGUUGGCCACAGCCACAGUGUGGACAAGAGCUAUGUUAGGCCAGGAGCCUAAAGACAUAUCGGCACUUUACUUUCUCAACUAUUGCAAGUCCGGCGGCGGCCUGUUGCAAAUGCGCUCAGAUCGAAAACAUGGAGGACAGUUUUUGCGCGUUCGCCAAGGCACCCAGCUGUUCUCCAAGGGACUAGCGUCGUCCUUACCAGAGGAGACUGUUCGCCUAUCGAGCCCUGUUCAAGCACUCGUCCAGGAUGGAAACCGAUCUGUGAGAUUGGAAGCUAGUGGGAUCCUUUACAACGGUAGAAAGGUUAUCACGACAGUACCUGGUCCGGUUCUCAAGACGAUGUCCUUCACUCCAAGCCUGCCGCAAGCGAAGAUAGCCUGGGUCGAAUCCCAGACCUACGGUUAUUACACCAAAGCCAUGAUGGAAUUCCGAUCACCGUUCUGGAUUUAUAAGGGCUUCUGUGGUUUGGCACAAUCUUUCAUCGGCCCGGCAUCCGUAAUUCGCGACACGAGUAGUCCUGCUGACGGAAAGUUCGUUCUGACAUGUUUCAUGGCCGGCGAGCCUGGCAAGGCUUGGGCAACUCUGCCAACUGCUGAACGCGAGAAUAAUCUUCUUGCCCAGAUUGGUGAACUAUUUGGAAAGAAAAAUAUUCGUGGAGAAUUUCUACGUAUGGUUCUUUUCGAAUGGGUUGACGAUGAAUUUUCUGGAUGGGGUUGCCCAUGCACGUCUCUCCCACCCGGAGUCCUUGAUACCCUGGGCGCCGAUGCACUGAGACAAUCGGUAGGAAGUCUUCAUUUUGCUGGCACAGAAACGGCAGGAGAGUGGAAGGGUUAUAUGGAAGGCGCUGUGAGGAGCGGAGAACGAGCUGCAGCAGAAGUUGUUGAGAGCCUGAAGUCUGAUGUUGCGCCACGUCUUUAG
Messenger RNA from Colletotrichum spaethianum, 1821 nucleotides. Its product is annotated as amine oxidase [flavin-containing]. Gene Ontology annotation, molecular function: oxidoreductase activity. The record is from RefSeq and is a predicted model, not a curated record. The coding region runs from base 1 to 1821 and encodes 606 amino acids. The transcript is spliced from 2 exons. NCBI's taxonomy places the organism in Eukaryota, Fungi, Ascomycota, Sordariomycetes, Glomerellales, Glomerellaceae.